AUGAGCAAUGGUUGCGGGGCGGGACUAAGUUUUUUGUGCCUGUCGCUUUCCGUCGUGUUGCAAAUCGAACUGCAAAAGAUCGAACGUGUUAAUUUCCAGUAUUUUGUGCUCGCCGUGGCUCCCUAUGCUGUCGAGAAGAUCACGUCGACAGUGCCAUCCUUCUCAUCCGGCAGGCCUCGAAUUCUUGUCCCUGAGAAGCUCUGCUCGGACGGUCUCGCCAUACUCCAGGACAAGUACGAUGUGGAUAACCGCGCCAGACCGUCCCCCAAAGACCUCGUCGACAUCAUACCAAACCACCACGCGCUGAUUGUGCGAUCGGAGACAAACGUGAAUGCGGCUGUGCUGGCAGCUGGGAAAAAGCUCCGCGUCGUGGCGCGAGCUGACGUGGGCGUGGACAACAUUGACGUGGCCGAGAUCCUCGACGGCGGACUGCUGACGGCGGCCGUCAACGCGCCGCUGAUCAUGCCAGAAGAGUACCGCAAGCUGCAACCAUUUGUACGGCUCAUCGAGAAGAUGGGCGGGCUGUACACGCAGCAUUUCGUUAGCGGCAGAGGCGGCAUGAUCGAGGGUCGAAAGUUUGAGCUCAUCUACCAGGGCGACCUGGCAGGCACCACAAACACGAGGCCUCUGUUUGCCGCUCUGGUGAAGGGUCUCUUCUCGUCCAUCAGCGACUCUGGAGGACGAGACGUCAACAUUGUGAACGCCAGCCUGACGGCGAAACAAAAGGGCAUCAUCAUCAGCGAGACGCAUAGCGGAGAGGUGAAGAACGCCAUGUACGCCAGCCUGGUGACGCUCCGAUCCGACGGCGAGGACGACGAACAGGUAGUAAGCCUGGACGGAGAGGAGAAGAGGGCGGAAGGGGGCAACGAAGCCCUCAUGAUUCUGGGUGUCAAGGGAGAGAUUGGAGGCGAAGUGGUGAAGGACUUGAAGAAAUCUGAAAGUGUUCUGAACAUCAACUUCGAUAACUUCCUGCGAGGUUUCCGUAAAUGCACGACCACACGGAUGUGGCGCUGUGGUUUUAGUUCAUCGAGUGAAGGUCAACGUGACCUCCUGGUGGGCGCAGGGUCCGUUGCGACGACUCGUGGACGUUUGUCUACCUGA
Messenger RNA from Colletotrichum navitas, 1101 nucleotides. RefSeq names its product allosteric substrate binding domain-containing protein. The transcript is spliced from 7 exons. Bases 1 to 1101 code for a protein of 366 amino acids. Gene Ontology annotation, molecular function: NAD binding; phosphoglycerate dehydrogenase activity. Lineage: Eukaryota; Fungi; Ascomycota; Sordariomycetes; Glomerellales; Glomerellaceae. The record is from RefSeq and is a predicted model, not a curated record.